Molecule: messenger RNA, 2501 nt
Organism: Lolium perenne
Lineage: Eukaryota; Viridiplantae; Streptophyta; Magnoliopsida; Poales; Poaceae
Source: RefSeq, a predicted model, not a curated record
UGUGGGCCCCGGUUGCCGCCGCACCCAAUAUAACGAGAGAGGAGAGAGUAUCCAGAGAAGCGAGAGAUUGUCCGGCGAAAAUCCCCAUCUCCCCCCAUAGCGCGCCCCCCACCCAAAAUCCAAUCGAAAGCCCGGCGAUUCUCAAUUCCAUCCUAAUCGCCCACCCUGCCGGGGCGAGAUGAGUUACUCCCUCAUGUUGUCCGGCAACGGCAACGGCAACGGCAAGGUGGACGCCUGCGUAGGUGAGGCCUCCGGCAUUAGCGAGGAGGAAGUCUGCGUGGGCGAUGACGACGCCAGCUGCAAGGGCGAGGCCUCCGUCGUGCUCUCCGGCAAGACCAGGUACGCCGUCAAGCGCAGAGGUACGGCGGAGUAUCCCUGCGUGAAGCGGCUCCGCGAGCGGCGCCUCCUCUCCUUCCUGCAGGACCAAGGCUUCCACGGCGCCUUCCAAGCGCUGGUCGACAAGACUCCGGUGAUCUUCCGAGUGGGGCACAUACGGCUGCUGGUGGAGCAAGGCCGGUGGGCGGACGCCCUCAGCUACCUCAACGCCUACCUGCCGCCGCUCGUCAAGAAUCACACGAGGAGCCGCCGCGCCCAGCUCUUCCAUAACUUCCUAUGGAUGCACUACCGCUUCGCCAACGCCGUCGCCGGCAACAGGGAAAACCAGGAGUACCUGGAAAGGCGUUACGGAAAGAAGUCGAGGAGCUCCACGCUCGCCGAGCUCAGGUUCCGUCGUAUCGCCUACACCAUACUUGCCUCAGAGCCCCACCAGCUCGUGGCCACCUACGACUGGAACCAAGUGAGGCAGCACGCCUCGUUUCUAGUCGACUAUCUGGCCAACACUACGCCAGAGCUCAGACGCUCGAUGCCAUUGCCGUCUCGCUACAUGAUGCCACAGCAUGUACUUCCAAUUGGAUCCGGCCGUUUGCACUGGAGGGGGCAUCGCCUAGUGAAGAAACAAGGUCCCAAGAAGCCAGACACAGAAGCUAUCCUUGUGGCCUUGAAGAGCCUCUACAGGGAUCCAAGAGCCGAGUCAAACAAUGACGCGCUGGAAAUGUUGGUGGAUUUACUUGAUCAAACUUUUCAGGCUGGUCUACGUAGAGGCUGCAAUCUAAGCUAUGCAUCUCAGCCAAGUGUAAAGGAAGGUGGCCCUGAUGCUCCGGAUGUGGAGUCUAUGCUCGGCAGCUCCACAGAUAAUCCUGAAGGCCAUGCCACAUCAUCAGUGCUUUUUUCUGUUGCUCCAUUUUUCCAGAUCCGUUCUUCUGGUGCUUUGGAAGUACGUUCUCAAAACCCAGGAAUCUCAUCAGUGACAGACGCAGGUGGUCCCGAUGCUCGGGAUGUGCAGUCUAUGCUAGUCAGCUCCAAAGAUAAUGCUGAAGGCCAUGGCACAUCACCAGUGAAAUUUUGUGUUGCUCCAGUUUUGAAGAUCAUUUCUGGUGCUUUGAAAGUUCAUUCUCAAAACCCUGGAAUCUCAUCAGUGAUGAAUGCAGGCGCAAAUAAGGGUUUAAUACAAGGAGGUUGUCAUACUGAGAAUCCAAGCAAAGGAUCGACAACUGUUGAGGAUGAUAUUUAUUCAAAAAAAAAAGCAACGGACGACUGGGGCAUUUGGUGAAGUGAGCUCGGUCUUAGCAGGGUCAGCAUUAAAUGUACAAGCACCACUAGUUGAGGUCAUUUUUUAGUUGAUAGGUUGCUUCGGUUGCCUGUUUUGAGAAAAAAAAUACAUUGGUAUUGCAUGGUAGACAUAGUUGGUUUUCAGAUUUUGCCUGUGGAGCACAAUGUUUUUGAUUGAAACUUAUGUCACUUCCCUAGAAUGGCGAAAAGUCAGGUCAACAUUUCUAUUCUGCAAAUGCCUUUACUGAACAGUUGACUGGUGUCCGUGGUGGAUGUGAAAUACCAUUAUAAUUGUUUGGAUUUAAUAUAUUUUUAAGCCUAGCAGGUUGCUUAGUUACGAAUAGUUUAUGUUCACGAACCAUAAAUUUUUUUUUGCAACAUAACGAAUUCGUUGUGUAAAUGGCAAUUUGUCUAUUGUUCAUCCGUCAUGUUGUAUGGGUUAUCAUGUGAGGUAGAAAUAUUUAAUCUGGACAAUGCUGAUACAUGGAAUUACUUGCUUGGGGGUGCAAGUAUCGGCGAUUGGAGGCCGUGCGUCCACUGACACUCUAGUGAACGUCAUGCCAAAGCUGAGUCGUGUCUCUUCUUUCUGAGGAGAUGGUUGAUGGGCUGCCGAUCCUGUUGCAGCUAGCAUUUGGUUGUUUCGUUUCUGUUGCUGCUAUACCACUUAGUACUUGCGCCUUCAUUAUGUUACCUGCUUGAGGCUUUGCAGCUCUCAUAGAACUAGAUGUGUCAUGUUAUCAUGCUUGCUACCUUAUGAAUUAGUAGUACUAUUGUUAAAACUGUAUCAGCGAAACACUAGUAAAUCAUCAGACUUAUCAUGGACUUCAACUGAACACCUGGAUGCUUUGACUUUUGUGAGUGUGAAAGAUGCUAUUCUAGUUUUUCAUGCAAAA